Molecule: messenger RNA, 1239 nt
Organism: Cynocephalus volans (Philippine flying lemur)
Lineage: Eukaryota; Metazoa; Chordata; Mammalia; Dermoptera; Cynocephalidae
Product: olfactory receptor 5G25-like
Biological process (GO): sensory perception of smell; G protein-coupled receptor signaling pathway
Cellular component (GO): membrane
Molecular function (GO): G protein-coupled receptor activity; olfactory receptor activity; odorant binding
Source: RefSeq, a predicted model, not a curated record
AUGAAGCACGAGCAUCCUGUGGGAGCAGAUGGACAACUGGUGGGCGAUCCACAGAUUGUUCUCUUUCUGAUAUUUCUCUUUGUUUAUCUUGUCACUCUUCUGGGAAACGUGGGGAUGAUCAUUCUCAUUUGGAUGGAUUCCAGACUCCACACUCCCAUGUACUUUUUUCUCAGCCACUUGUCCUUUGCGGAUGUCUGCUCCUCUUCUGUUAUUGGUCCCGAGAUGCUGACCGACAUCUAUGUGGAGAAAAAAGUAAUCUCUUUUUUUGGUUGUGCUGCCCAGUUAUGGGUUUUUGGUCAUUUUGUAGUCACUGAAUGCUUCAUUCUGGCUGCCAUGGCAUAUGACUGGUAUACGGCCACUUGUAAACCCUUGCUGUAUACACUCAUUAUGUCCCAGCAGGUCUGUGUGCAGCUGGUGGUAUGGCCUUAUGCCAUGGGCCUCAUAAGCACUUUGACCCAUACAACCCUCACCUUUCACCUGCCCUACUGUGGCCCAAAUAUAAUCAAUCACUUCUUCUGUGACCUUCUUCCGGUUCUCUCCUUGGCAUGUACAGACACCCAGGUCAACAAAUUUUUACUUUUCAUCAUGGCGGGAGCCCUGGGAGUACUCAGUGGUGUGAUCAUCUUGGUCUCCUACAUUCGUAUUGUCAUUGCAUCUGCUGAUGGGAGGUGCAAAGCCUUCUCCACCUGCUCUUCACACCUGACAGCCAUCUCCAUCCCGUGUGGGACUCUCUUCUUUAUCUGUGUGCGUCCAAGCUCUAGUUUCUCUCUGGACAUCAAUAAAGUGGUGUCCCUGUUUUACACUGCAGUGAUCCCCAUGUUGAACCCACUUAUCUAUAGCUUGAGAAACAAGGAGGUCAAAGAUUCACUUAGAAGGAAGUUAGAAAGGAAGAAGAAGAAGGUAAAAAAAAAAAAGGUGUUUACUAAUCAAGCACAGAAUAUAAAUAAGGUGAUCCCAGUAGAUAUUUUACUGAGUUUAAGGACAUCAAGAGCAAGACCAUUCCACCCAGAGAGGCCUGAGAGCUGCCGGGCCAACAGGGCCCCAAGCGACCCGCACUGGAAAGGCAGGCACAAUAUCCCAGGACUCCCACCUGAGGCCAGUCCCCAUGGCCCAGAGAGGCCCAAGCUGCCGGUCCACAGGCCCCAAGGAAGCCAUACUGAAUUGAGAGUCCCAGCAGGAUCCAAGACAGACACUAGGGUCAAACGAGUGGACCACAAGAUCCUCUGCCACAAUGACUAA